AGAAAAAAAGAAAAAGAAGACGACGUCUGUGGGGUUCGGGAAAUUCAUUAGUAGACCUCUGAACGGGUCGUCCGUGGAAAAAGAACUCCUUCGCGUUCACAUCUGGAGUAACCGGCGGAGAGGAGCAGCGGGGAGACAUGCGGUUCCAGUCCGUGUGGGUGCGACUCUCGGUCCGGCGCUGGUGAUGCCCGCCGAGCGGGGAUCUCCGCCCAGCAGCAGCAGGAGCAGGGAGAGGAGGAGGAGGAGGAGGAGCUGGUCGGCGAUACAGGGCGUAACGAUGCUGGUGAGGUCGGAACCAUGGCUAACGGAACCGGUACUAUCAUGUUAAAAUGCGUCGUGGUGGGAGACGGUGCUGUGGGCAAAACCUGCCUCCUCAUGAGCUACGCCAAUGACGCCUUUCCAGAGGAGUACGUACCGACAGUGUUCGACCAUUAUGCAGUGAGUGUCAACGUUGGAGGAAAGCAGUACUUAUUGGGACUGUAUGACACAGCUGGUCAGGAAGACUACGACCGCCUGAGACCAUUGUCCUACCCCAUGACCGAUGUCUUCCUCAUCUGCUUCUCCGUGGUUAACCCGGCCAGUUUCCAGAAUGUACGUGAGGAAUGGGUGCCAGAGUUGCAGGAGUAUGCACCCAGUGUCCCUUAUCUGCUCAUUGGCACCCAGAUUGACCUUCGAGAUGACCCUAAGACUAUUGCCAAACUGAAUGACAUGAAGGAGAAGCCCAUAGCUGCCGAACAAGGACAGAAGCUGGCCAAGGAGAUUGGGGCAUGUUGCUAUGUGGAGUGUUCUGCAUUGACCCAGAAGGGCCUGAAGACUGUGUUCGAUGAGGCCAUCAUUGCCAUCCUAACUCCCAAGAGAAAGAAAGGAGCACUGAAGAGACGACUGGCACCCCGCUGCAUCAACUGCUGCCUGAUCACAUGAUACAUACACCGAGACGUCACUCAUCAAACCAUGAACCAGUCCUGGACUCCAGAAGAAGAACAGGAUAAAUGUGUAAACAGCAGCAUGUAGACAAGGAAUGUGAAGGACCGAAAAGGACAAAAGGAGAACUGCUUUUAAGACAUGGUGCUCCUGAAGGGUCUGCUGCUGUCCAUUACUGGGGCUGAAGAUGCAGUUUAGUACCAAAGGAGCACAAAAUCCAGGUCUCUUCUUCUGAAAAACAUUUUUGCCUCAAAGUACCUUCUUUUAUAACCAUUUUUAAGCUUUUUUUUUUCCUGUACAAAGUUAUUGUAAACUAUCAUAUGGGGGAAAGAAUAAGUUGUCAGAAAAAUGGUAACUUUUAAGAAGUUUAUAUUACUUUUAUGGUUUUAGAGACAUUAUUGAUUUGUGGAUUUUUCAACAUAAGAUUAGAUAUCAGUGGAGAAAAAGCUUGCAGCAGCCCCAGAUAAAUGAGAUUGAUAAAAUAAGGCGCUGACUUCAGUGACACAGUGAAGUGUAGACUGUAAACUUCCUGACUCAUGCAAAAAAAAAAAAAAAAAAACUGUUGGUCUGCAAAGUCUCUGUCAUUCGAAAACCCACAAAUUAGCUCCUAAGUUACAUCAACAACCAAUGAAAUACUGCUGAGACAUCACUGACCUUGAGCUGUAAUAUUUUAAGCUGUGAGAAUCUUGAUUUGAGCCUUUUUAAAAAUGCAGAAUACCAGAAUACAAACUACUAGGGCUUUGGCUGAGGUCAACAUGAGGAAGAUAUUUGAAAUCCAUGUCAUGAUUCUGCAUUUGUAAAACAGAUGCGCUUCAGUUUGUGCAUAUAGAUGUCAUCUUGCAAUCGUGUGAAGCCCAUUCUCACUUUUAUGGAUUUGCAUCCCACAAGGUUACAGUUGGAAACAUUGUGCGUUCCUUGGAAAACCUUAAGGGGGUCCAGGAAAGUGUUCAUUGACUGGACCGGGUCAUUCCAUCAUUGUGGCAUGGUCUUGUUUUAACGAUGCCGAGAUUUUCAAGAUUUCUCUGGAAUUUUUUAUUUUUUUUCUUUCUUUCUAUCAUGUGCUUUCACAGUCUGGGUAACUUUGCAUUUCUUUGAGUCAUACACGCCAUGACAAUACAGGGAGGUUUUCUGGAAGUGCCAAGGUUGUACUACAGUUAUGCUAUAAUGUGAUAGAUGUUUUUGCACACUUUGUACAAGUCCAGCAUGUUACAUCAUCAGACCACAUGUUGGAUCACACUUUUAGGCAACAGUGGUCUUCACACGCCAGUUAGUCGUGGUUGUAAACUGUGAUCUUCACAGCUGUAUAAUUGUGAAGGUGAGAACAGUUAUCAGUUUGUCACUUGUGAAGAAAGACAUCUGCUGCAGAACAUCUGUCGUUAGAAAUGAAACCUCGAUCCAAAUCUGUUGCGCAAUGACUCAAAUGUGCACACUGUAAUCACAAAUUGAGUCUUAAACCGGAACUGUAAACGGCACAACAUGAAGCACAGCCUGCAUCCCUUCAUGUCCUGACAACAAAGCACAUUCCUCCACUUCUAAGCAGAACCCUCUUUAAAAAAAAUCCUCUGAAGCACAGAAGAUGCACAAUGUUCCCAUCAUGCACACAUUCAAGCACAGACCUCCAUCGUUCACACAGUCCGUAACGCCAAAAAUAUCCCCCCGGCCUUUUUAGGAAAAACGGCAGGAUUGAGUGCAUUACUGAGGGUGAUCCAAUCCAUUUUCAAAAUAUCGGUUUGACAUCCUCUGCCUGUAUGGUCAUGGAAACACUUUAGAAAUGUGACAUCUGUGAAGGGUUUUUAUAAAAUGUACACUUAAAGCUGUCAUCCACUGGAAG
This is a messenger RNA of Thalassophryne amazonica, 2752 nucleotides long. Its product is annotated as rho-related GTP-binding protein RhoQ. Gene Ontology annotation, molecular function: GTPase activity; GTP binding. Gene Ontology annotation, biological process: cortical actin cytoskeleton organization; small GTPase-mediated signal transduction. The record is from RefSeq and is a predicted model, not a curated record. Lineage: Eukaryota; Metazoa; Chordata; Actinopteri; Batrachoidiformes; Batrachoididae. The transcript is spliced from 5 exons. The coding region runs from base 298 to 921 and encodes 207 amino acids.